AUGCCAAGAAUCAAAAAAGGUAGUAAGGUUAAACCCAAUGAUCCUCAACAAGCUCAAAUCGAAGAGGAAAUAGCAGUUUAUAAUAAUCUCGUAGCUCGCCGUGACGCUCUAACCAAUCAAAUAAACAGAUUCCAAAUCUUUUCAGUAACUAAAUGCACUGUUUUAGAUAACCCUGUUUUGGAAAUUGAUUUAAAAGCCCGCUUAUGCAGAAUCGAAGCUAUGCUUGACGAUUUUGAGAAUAGCCAACAAGAAAUCGAGCAAAUGUGUCAAAAUAAUAAUUUUAAAGAAGCAGACGAGCAAAAACAAGAAUGCGAAGAUUUUGAAAAUUUAUACUAUAGCAACAUUUCCAAUGCUAAAUUAAUUCUGGAACAAAUAAAUGCUUUGCAUGUGGGACCCCAACUGUUCAAACUGGUUUAG
This is a messenger RNA of Ceutorhynchus assimilis (cabbage seed weevil), 417 nucleotides long. Lineage: Eukaryota; Metazoa; Arthropoda; Insecta; Coleoptera; Curculionidae. The record is from the annotation of a GenBank genome assembly.